CAUCUGCCGUCAAGUGCUAGAACCAGUGCAAAAUGUUUAAGUUUGUGGUGUUGUUAUCGGUGGCGGCGUUCGCUAGUGGCCAAUCGGCAUCCGGACUCGUUAAGAACAUUUACAACGAAUGUUUGAGUCAAUAUUCCGUGGAGUGUGUGAAACCGAGGACCCUGGAAUGGAUAUCCCAAGUCGCGAACGAUGAUGAGAUCAGGAUCACCGACAAUCUGUCCAUCAUCAAGACAGCGAUCGCUGAGGAUGAAGCCGUCGACCCGAGGAUGGCCAAGGACCCCACUUACGCGAUCUUCGACAAAGUGGAACGCUUCAUUGAAACCCAUUCUGUGAGAGUGAAAGUACCUGAGGAAAUUGCCCGCAGUGCCGCUUCUGAAUAUGUGCCAAGAUCUCUCCUUACCGACCUUCCUUCUGAAUUGGACAUGCCUCUCGAUGGAGAAGAGGAGGUCGAGACUUUCGAAGGCAGGAAGAAGAAGAUCAAGCUCCCCAAACCUUUGAGGAUCAAGAGCAAACACGGUUUCAUCAAGAAGGUGCUCCUGCCUUUCCUCCUCGGUCUUAAGUUCAAGGCUUCAGUGCUGGUUCCCUUGGCGCUCGCUCUCAUCGCUCUGAAGACAUGGAAGGCCUUGACUCUUGGUCUUAUCUCUCUUGUGCUUUCUGGUGCCAUGGUUAUCUUCAAGUUCACGAAGCCCAAGGUUGUAAACUACGAAGUCAUUCACUACCCACAACACCACGUCGAGCACCAUGUAGACCAUCACGCCCCAGCCUGGGACGCCCACGGUCCCUACCAAGCACGAUCAUACGAAGACGCCCACGACAUCGCUUACUCUGGCCAAAAAUAACUCAUGUAGCUUUAAUGUAGACGGACCUCGGACUAAUUUAUUUUAUUUAUUAAAUUAUUUAUUGUUUACCUGUAAAUAAAUCUAUGGUAUAAGUUUCAAAUUUA
Colias croceus (clouded yellow) is the source of this 943-nucleotide messenger RNA. RefSeq lists its product as uncharacterized. NCBI's taxonomy places the organism in Eukaryota, Metazoa, Arthropoda, Insecta, Lepidoptera, Pieridae. Bases 33 to 839 code for a protein of 268 amino acids. The record is from RefSeq and is a predicted model, not a curated record. The transcript is spliced from 3 exons.